AGUGAGAGCGAUUGAGGGUGUUGAAGAUAAGGUAUGUGUUGUAUAUGUUUCAGCAUGCAAAUUAAAGCAUUGCCUGGGUUGGGAAACGGGGUUGUGGCCAUUGACAUUUCAGUGUGACAGCCGGAUGAAUUUCUGCAUGUUUGAGAUCCAACCAAGAGAGUUUGGUUAGUUCUUUAUUUGAACCAAUUACUUGCGCUUUUGGUGGGGGAUGCAAUUGUGUUUAGAAUUAGAACUACACGACAAGGUACAAACCCUCAAAAAGAUAAACAAACAGGUACCCUGCAGGAACAAAGCAAGAAAGUAUUGGGUAUGCCUGGAGAAAAUGGUCGACCUCUUCCACAAGUGGUCUACCACUUUAGUCAACCGGUCUACUACUUCCGUAAAUUGGUCGACCUGAUGACACACUUACCUUCAAGUGGUCGAUCUCUUCCACCAAGUGGUCGACCGACCACUUUCCAAGAAAUAAUCGACCUUUUCGACCAAGUGGUCUGAUGUCACAUGUGGCAGAUGACAUGGCGCCAACAAGGUGACAACAUGGCGGCUGCACAUGUGGCGUGUAUGGAAGACUAGUAGCAUAGAGAUGCUCCUAGGAUUCUCCACCUAAAUGAGAGCUUAAUGGUGCACUUAUGAGUCACAUAAUGGGUGACAUUUAUAGAGUGCAUAAUGGGGGGACUUAAUGGGUGUAUUGAUGUAGUAGAGGGACAUUAUGAGGGGCAUUGAUGCCUUGUAUGAGGAGAGGCCUAUAUAAGGAGCCAUCUCCCUCACUUGUAAAUCAUCCAUCAUUUUUGUGAGCAAUACAACUAUAGAGUUCUCCCAUCUUCUUGUGUCUUGUUCUUGUGAGUUGAGUGAGUUUGAGAGCUUGUGAGAAGGCUGCCUAGCAUCUCUAACGGAAUCGAGAGCUAGGGCCGCACGACCAAGAGUAAGGCCGUGACAGUUGGUAUCAGAGCCUGGUUCUGAAAGAAGAACCGGUGUCCUCACUCCCCAAGAAGGAAGAUAAGAAAGAGCGAGAGCCUCACCAAAGAUGUCGGGAUCAGAAGUCAAUGACGACGUUGAGAAGCGUCGUGGCAGAGAGCCUACCCCAACCGGGAGGCCGAAAGACAAGUCGAGCACUCGUGAUCCUCUCAAGUCCCUAGAGAGGCGAGUCUCGAGGAUGAAGGUGAAGAUUUCCGAAGAUAUCACUUCCAUCGAGGAUUUGGGAGCUAAUUUCGCCCAAGUCGAAAGCGAUUUUCAAGGUAUGAAUGCUCGUUUGUCGAGCUUGGAGAUUGGUCAUGAUGGCAUACGAGAAGAGCUUGUGGCCCUCAUCAACAACACCAUCAACACAUCCUUGAACAACGCCAUUGAAGUUGUGAAAGAGCAUGUCCAGGCUGAGCUGGUCGGCGUGAAGGAGGAGAUUGCAGACCUCAAGAGUGAGGUCACUCUCGUGAAGAGAGCCAUGGCUAACGGACCUGCCAUCGCACAACCUACCUCAACCAUGGAGAUUCCUAGACCAAAGAGCUUUCAAGGGUCGAGGAAUGCAAGGGAGUUAGAGAACUUCCUAUGGAGCUUGGAGCAAUACUUCGAAGCUUCGGGUAUUCGAGAUGAGAAUACCAAGGUAAAAACUGCACCUCUUUACUUGAGUGAUGUUGCCAUGCUGUGGUGGAGAAGGACCCAAGGCGAUAUCAAUAAAGGGGCGUGCGUGAUGGAGUCAUGGGAUGACUUCAAGAGGGAGAUCAAGAGGCAAUUCUACCCAGAGAAUGUUGAGUUUGAAGCCCGGUCGAGACUAAGGAGGCUUGCUCACGAAGGAGAGAUUCGAGGGUAUGUGAAAGAGUUUUCUGAAUUGUUGCUCGAGAUCCCCGACUACACCGACAAGGAGGCCAUGUUCACCUUCCUUGACGGCCUCCAACCAUGGGCGAAGUUGGAGCUACAAUGGCGAGGCGUGCAAAGUCUUGCCGAGGCAAUGGCGAUUGCCGAGUCCCUAGUCGAGUACCACGAGCCGGAGGAACGUGCGGAGUUCGGAGGCAAUGGAGGUGGACGCGACUAUGAUAGAGACACACGAAGGCGUGGCAGACCGGACCAAGGAGGUAGUCAUAAGGUUGAGAAACCACUUACUUGCUUUCUUUGUGAUGGUCCACAUCGUGUGAGAGAUUGCCCAAGAAAGCACAAGUUGUCGGCAAUGAAGGCCGUACUGGCAGAGUGCUCGAGCUCGGAAGAGGAAGCAGAGGAGACUCCAAGGGUGGAGCCCCAUGUCGCGAAGAUGGGUUGCAUGAAGAGAUUGAGCGCCAUCAAGCGGGUGAAAGAGCCUCUCCAACCCGAGCAGCACGGCCAAUGCUUCGUAGAGGCGAAGCUCAACCAAAGGAAAACAAAAGCCUUGGUUGAUACUGGGGCAAGUUGCAACCUUCUUGACGUAGGUGAAGCGCAGAGGCUAGGCAUCACGUACGAGAAGAAGCAAAGAGGGUGGAUGAAGGCUACCAACUCAAGGGCCACAAGAACUCAUGGAGUAGCGCGCCAAGUGCCACUCAAGCUUGGAGGAUGGACCGGGGUGGCGGACUUUGAGGUUAUGUCGUUGGAUGAUUAUCAGGUCAUCAUCGGCACGGAGUUCAUGGUGCGGGAGAAAGCUUUCCCGAUUCCCUACGCCAAUAGAUUCUGCAUCAAUGGCGGAGCAAGAUCGGUUCCCAUGACAAGAGAGCAACUCGAGUCAAACAAGAGGUGUUUGGCAAGGCAAGAGCAGCGAGAAGUGGCAACGAUGGUGGAGGCAGAGACUCACUCGAAGACUCGUUGGAGAAGGACGAGAAGGAGGAGUGCACAACAUCGUGGAGCCAUGAGAGACGAGGAUGUAUCAUCUUCGACUUGCCAAGAGAAGCAAGGAAAGGCCACCAUGAUCGAGAAAGCGGGACACUCAAAGACGCGACGGAGAAGACCGCGGAGGAGUGUGCAACAUCAUGGGAGCACAAGGCUCGAGAGCGAGCCAGGGCCAUCCUUGGUUUGGAGGAAGGUGCAACGAGACCUUGCAAGCAAUGAAGCUAAGGCAAGGGAGGCGUCUGCCAAAGAGCCACGACGAGGGCGUCGUGGAUUGAGUGGAGGAGAAUGUCGCCAACGAGGCUCAAGAGUCGAAAGAGGCUGCUCGAGGUCGAAGGAGGCAUUUCGUAGCAAGGACGCGACGAGGGCGUCGCGAGCAUAGGUGGGGGAGGAUGUCACAUGUGGCAGAUGACAUGGCGCCAACAAGGUGACAACAUGGCGGCUGCACAUGUGGCGUGUAUGGAAGACUAGUAGCAUAGAGAUGCUCCUAGGAUUCUCCACCUAAAUGAGAGCUUAAUGGUGCACUUAUGAGUCACAUAAUGGGUGACAUUUAUAGAGUGCAUAAUGGGGGGACUUAAUGGGUGUAUUGAUGUAGUAGAGGGACAUUAUGAGGGGCAUUGAUGCCUUGUAUGAGGAGAGGCCUAUAUAAGGAGCCAUCUCCCUCACUUGUAAAUCAUCCAUCAUUUUUGUGAGCAAUACAACUAUAGAGUUCUCCCAUCUUCUUGUGUCUUGUUCUUGUGAGUUGAGUGAGUUUGAGAGCUUGUGAGAAGGCUGCCUAGCAUCUCUAACGGAAUCGAGAGCUAGGGCCGCACGACCAAGAGUAAGGCCGUGACAGUUGGUAUCAGAGCCUGGUUCUGAAAGAAGAACCGGUGUCCUCACUCCCCAAGAAGGAAGAUAAGAAAGAGCGAGAGCCUCACCAAAGAUGUCGGGAUCAGAAGUCAAUGACGACAUUGAGAAGCGUCGUGGCAGAGAGCCUACCCCAACCGGGAGGCCGAAAGACAAGUCGAGCACUCGUGAUCCUCUCAAGUCCCUAGAGAGGCGAGUCUCGAGGAUGGAGGUGAAGAGGUCGACCAUAUUAGUGAAGAGGUCGACCGUUUUAUCCAAAUAGGUCGACCAUAUGAGUGAAAAGGUCAACCGUUUUGUCCAAGUCAUGGUCACUUGCAAGUCACCGUAGCAAAGUCCAAAUGUAUAAUCAUAUGAUAAAAAUAUAGAAACUAAUAUUAC
Messenger RNA from Linum trigynum, 3999 nucleotides. Lineage: Eukaryota; Viridiplantae; Streptophyta; Magnoliopsida; Malpighiales; Linaceae. The record is from the annotation of a GenBank genome assembly.